UGACGUCAUCAAAAAGGGUCGGUGGUUUGUUCAUGAGAGUGCAGAGCUAGUACUGUUACCAGGUCAGUGGCCGAGAUACUUCCCCUACUACUUGUCAAAUAAGAGCUGGGUGUUAGUCACUGCUGCUCGCUGCAGGACCAUUAGACACGCAUGUAACGUCGCACGUCACGUAUCUCCAUCUCCCUUGUUGCUGGAGCCGUGUGCAACGUCACUGCGCGUGCUGCGUUUUGAGGGAGCUAGCUAACGCUGAAUUCAGUUCACAGCGGUCCUGAUGUGGCGUCGCUUAUGAACACUGUCCGAUACAAGCGUCGCGUCUAGCACCUCUCCGUUAGACGAGCCCGCUGCUGUAGGGGACGAAGGGAGCGAGACACGGAGCCACAAGUCAGUGACAGCGUAACUAGGGAGCGCUAUACUGUGGGUUGAAGUGUAGGUAUACGGCAGAGAAGAUGAUGGAAGAGAGUGGCAUUGAGACGACACCUCCUGCCAGCCCUACGCCCAUGACUGCGGCAGUCAGUGCCCCGCCAAUGACCAGAGGUCUGUCCAGCCCUCUUUCCCUCCCUGGCACCAGCUCCAUCGAUUCCCCCUCGGUCUCCACCGCUCUCGCCCCUAUUCCCUUUGUCCCUGCUUUCAGCAGCCCCCUAGCCGCACACCCCUCUCUGUCCUCCCACUUCCCCCCUCCCUCCACCCACGCCUCCCCCUUCACGAGCAGCUCUCACUUUCCUCCUUCCACCGCCUCCUCUCUGCCUCCCCUGGCCUCCACCAUCGGACCGCCUCCUCUGUCGGCCCCUCCCUCGGGCCCACCCAUGUCCACCUUCUCCAUGAGUGCAGGAUAUGAUAUCACGCGGGGUCAUGCCGGUCGGACGCCACAGACUCCAUUGAUGCCAACAUUCUCCGGCCCUACCGCCAUGCCAGGUGUAGUGCCAAACCCCAUGGUGCAGCAGCCAGCCAUGAGCGGAGGAUUCGGUACGGGGUCUCCCAUCACGUUCCCCGAGGAACAGGAAGACCCCAGGGGGCCUGAACAAACCAACACUGGUGGAGGCUUCUGGGGCUUUUUCAAGGGAGUAGCCGGUAACCCGGUGGUGAAGACCGUCCUGGACAAAACCAAGUACUCAGUGGAGUCCAUGAUCACCACUCUGGACCCCGGCAUGGCUCCAUACAUCAAGUCCGGUGGGGACAUCGACAUAGUGGUGACCUCCAAUAAGGAGGUCAACGUGGAGGCGGUCAGAGACGCCUUCCAGGAGGUUUUUGGGAUGGCCUUGGUCACCGGAGAGCCCGGUCAGUCCAACAUCGCCCCGCAGCCUGUGGGCUAUGCAGCCGGGGUCAAGGGGGCUCAGGAGCGCAUCGACAGCCUGCGUCGAGUCGGUGUGAUCCACGAGAAGCAGCCAGUGGUCUCUCUGGAAAACUUCAUCGCUGAGCUCUUUCCCGACAAGUGGUUUGACAUCGGCUGUCUGAUCCUGGAGGACCCCGGUCACAGCGUCCGCAUUGAGGUCUUCACUCAGGCAACUCCUCUGGCUCUGGAUCAUGUCCAACAGGCCCAGUCCCUGACCCCUCCUGACUACAGCCUGCGCUGGUCCGGUCUCAUUGUUACAGUGGGCGAGGUCCUGGAGCGCAACGUGCCCAACAUCAACAGAACAGACUGGCACCAGGCCGUGACGGGCAUGACCCAGCGGCAAAUGAUCCAGAGUGCCGCCAAAGCUCUGGCUGGAAUGUACAAACAGCAGCUGCCGCCCAGGACUAUGUGAGGCCCAGUGGGUCCAGUGGCGUUCACGUACUGGGAGGACGGGGGGCGCCUGGAGGAAGAGACCAGCUGUUGGGACAGCGAGGUUCCUCGUGUCUCGCCAUGCAUCCUCCAUCUGUCCUGGCAGGGCAAAGCCAAAUGCGCAUUUCUUUUGAGGAUAUUAACGUUUCCGCUCCGAUGUUUCCUGACAUUCCAACAGGGUUAUGGCCGUUAAUAUCGAGUCCAUACUCGCCUCCUCAGGAUUCAGAGAACGAACUAGUUACCUCGUCACCCUCCUUAAAAGAUUACACGUCGUGUACACAUCAACCUUAACGCCCAUUGUGGCAAUAUCUAGUUUUCUUGUUUUGUUUAUUAACGCUUAUUAACGGUUAUUGUCGAGACUAUUACAUGGACUGUGUCCCGGUUGUGUUUUAUAUACUAAAGGUCAUCACAGAUCCAACAUACUACUAAUUCUACUUGGGUGAAAAGAGAGCCGAUCCAAAAUGUGGCCCGAACAGAGAGAACCUGAAAGCUCAGACGUGUAGAAACCCCCCUGACCCAAUAACUCUGAAUAUGAUGUUGGCCCAGGGAUACUGGCUUCUGAGUGCACCCGUGAAGUCCUCCACUACAUGUCGUACAACCCCGAUCACACAGAGACAAAACCUCCAUCGUUCAGCACGUCACCUUUUUCUAUCGCUUUUGUCUGUCGGCACCACUCGUCAAAGUUACACUUGGCUCAGGCAGCCUAUCAAAUCGAGCAAGAGGCGGGCUUUUCUACUUUGCCACUGCCUCCCUGUUUUGAGGCUGGUAGAUGUGUUUUUAUUUACAGUAACAUUAUAUAUAUUUUUCCCCUCAUUCAAUGGCAAUAGAUCAACGUCUGCUUAAAUCCUUUUAUUUGUAUUCACCCCCGAUUCUGUUGUGCCCGACACGCUUUCCCAAGGGGCGUCCUCCGUAGUGCCUGUUGCAACGCGUCUCCUGACACUGAACUCUACUUUGUACUAAAGUUCCAGGCAGUGAGCUUUGUGGCUCUUUGUAUUCAUGAAACUGUAACAGGAAAUGAUACAAGGUGUGUGCUCUUAUCCCAACUCUACUGCCAAUUUUCCAUUUCAAAACUUUUAAAGGGUGCAUACUAUGAACCAUGUUCUCGUGGUUGUGAACACGCAGGUGGGUAUCUGAAGUGCCAAGCAACCCACAGACUGAGAACACAACCCGGUCAGUAGGAUCCGGUAACAUGCGGCUCAAUAAGCCUCUCCGUCGGGGCUCCCCUGCCUGUCACAUGCACGCUCAUUAGAAUAUGGCGCCCCAUCCUGUGUCCUUAACCCCAAUGGAAGGAAGGCGGGGUUUUCUCUACUGACCAGCAGGGGUAGAUUGUAUGUAAAAAAUUAUAUAUAGAAUUAAAAAGUCCCCUUUAAAGAGACAGUAAAAAUGUUUCUACGGAUCUUCUUGUUUUUAUUUCCUAGUGUAAAUAACUUCUUUCUUUGUUUGAGGAGGCCAUGGCUAGAGGGCCCCUUUAAGCCCCCCUUGGUGAUCCUACGCUUAUUGCCUAUACCAAAUGUAUGUAAUAAUUUGCUCUGCGGUAAUUUGAUUAAACGCAAAUUGAUUUGUUAAUAUGUAAACUGUAAAAUAAUGAAAUGAAGGCAUCGAUUUAAAUCUAGAUUGGAGAUGCCCUGAGACUUGUUAUGAAGCACUUGUGCUGAAAGUGGUUUAUUGAUUUGGAGCUUUUGAUCUCAACUGGGAACCGGCGGUCUCUUCGUCAUUGGUGCUCUGCUUUCUGGUUCAUAACCCAACAUUGCUCUUUCUUGCUAUACUUAAUUUAGUCAUUCUUUCAGUGGUUUGGCACUGAAUUGGUAUGUAGUGUGUAACUGGCACACAGAUGGGAUGGUCUAUAUGUUUUAUGUAUUAGUUUUUAACAUUCGUUGAUUCUUGCUAGUUUUAAUUCAGACUAUUUGCACAUCAUUCCCAUUGUAUGUACGUAUGCACUCGUUGGGUAACGACACAUUUGGACUGGUGUAAUUACAGCAGGAUGAUAGCUGGCCUGUGAUUGGAUAAGACGGAUACUUUAAUGUGUGUCCUGCUCCUUCAGGCAGUUGGAGCCCUGACAGUGAAGUUUGAGUUGAAGAAGGUUUUUCUGUGGAUGUCGGUUCCCCUCAAUGUGCCUUUUUACACAACUCCAAUAAAUCCCUUUUUCAUGCUG
Cyclopterus lumpus (lumpfish) is the source of this 3911-nucleotide messenger RNA. RefSeq names its product proline-rich coiled-coil 1 (gene prrc1). The transcript has 9 exons. Gene Ontology annotation, molecular function: protein kinase A regulatory subunit binding. Lineage: Eukaryota; Metazoa; Chordata; Actinopteri; Perciformes; Cyclopteridae. Gene Ontology annotation, cellular component: cytoplasm. The coding region runs from base 447 to 1742 and encodes 431 amino acids. Gene Ontology annotation, biological process: activation of protein kinase A activity. The record is from RefSeq and is a predicted model, not a curated record.